Molecule: messenger RNA, 1944 nt
Organism: Camellia sinensis
Lineage: Eukaryota; Viridiplantae; Streptophyta; Magnoliopsida; Ericales; Theaceae
Product: GMP synthase (glutamine-hydrolyzing), putative / glutamine amidotransferase
Biological process (GO): GMP biosynthetic process
Cellular component (GO): cytosol
Molecular function (GO): ATP binding; GMP synthase (glutamine-hydrolyzing) activity; GMP synthase activity
Source: RefSeq, a predicted model, not a curated record
AACCCACUAAAACCCUAGUUCCCUCUUGCCCGCCACACAUCUCAAACCCCCAAAACCCUAGCUCUAUUCACCACCACCACCUAUCAAUGGAAGCUGAAGCCGUGAAAACAAACCUAGUUCUCAUCCUAGACUUCGGUUCUCAGUACACCCACCUCAUCACUCGCCGAAUCCGAAGCCUCUCUGUCUUCUCUGUCUGCAUCUCCGGCACCUCGUCUCUCAAAUCCAUCGCCGACCUAAACCCAUCUGUCAUCAUCCUCUCCGGUGGCCCUCACUCGGUCCACGCGCCCAACGCGCCGUGUUUCCCAGAUGGGUUCAUCAAGUAUGUCGAGUCCAACGGCGUGUUUGUGUUGGGUAUAUGCUAUGGGUUACAGCUGAUUGUGCAGAGACUCGGUGGGGAGGUUAGGGUUGGGGAUAAGCAAGAGUAUGGGAGGAUGGAAAUUGAGGUGAACAAGGCUUGUGGUCUGUUUGGGUCCAAGAGGGUUGGUCAUAGGCAGGUUGUGUGGAUGAGUCAUGGUGAUGAGGCUGUGAGAUUGCCAAAUGGGUUUGAAGUGUUGGCGCGGAGUGAUCAGGGCUCGGUGGCGGCUGUUGAGAAUCCGGCGAGGCGGUUUUAUGGGCUUCAAUAUCACCCGGAGGUGACCCAUUCACCAGAAGGGAUGGAAACACUCCGGUAUUUUCUCUUUGAUGUUUGUGGAGUAACUGCGGGCUGGAAAAUGGAAGAUGUACUCAAUGAAGAAAUAAAAGCUAUCAAAGGCAUGGUGGGGGCCGAAGAUCAUGUGAUUUGUGCAUUAUCUGGAGGUGUGGAUUCCACAGUUGCAGCCACCCUUGUUCAUAAGGCAAUUGGAGACAGGCUUCAUUGUGUUUUUGUUGACAAUGGUUUAUUGAGGUACAAGGAGAGAGAGCGUGUGAUGGAAACAUGUGAUCAGGAUCUUCAUUUACCUGUUACUUGUGUUGAUGCAACAGAGCAAUUUCUUAGCAAGCUAAAAGGUGUUGUUGAUCCUGAGAUGAAGAGGAAGAUCAUUGGAAAGGAGUUUAUCAGUAUCUUUGAUGCUUUUGCUCAAGAUUUGGAUAAUAAAUUAGGAAAGAGACCUGCUUACUUGGUCCAAGGAACUUUAUAUCCUGAUGUGAUUGAAUCUUGCCCGCCUCCUGGAAGUGGAAGUACCCAUUCUCACACAAUCAAGAGCCAUCACAAUGUUGGAGGACUUCCCAAGGAUAUGAAAUUAAAGCUCAUUGAACCGCUUAAACUUUUAUUCAAGGAUGAGGUGCGUGAAUUGGGAAGGAUCUUGGAGGUUCCUGUGGCAUUUCUUAAACGCCACCCGUUCCCUGGGCCUGGCCUUGCAGUACGAGUUUUGGGUGAUGUCACUGAAGGAAAUGCCUUGGAGAUCCUUCGCCAGGUGGAUGAGAUUUUCAUUCAAUCAAUAAAGGAUGCUGGUAUUUACGAUUCUAUAUGGCAAGCUUUUGCUGUGUUUUUGCCAGUAAGAUCAGUGGGAGUUCAAGGAGAUCAAAGAACACAUUCGCAUGUUGUUGCCCUUAGAGCUGUUACAAGUCAAGAUGGAAUGACUGCUGACUGGUAUAAUUUUGAACACAAGUUCCUUGAUGAUGUGGCUAGAAAGAUUUGCAACACUGUUCGGGGUGUAAACCGAGUUGUUCAAGACAUUACAUCAAAGCCUCCUUCAACAAUUGAGUGGGAGUGAUAUUUGCUGGAUGCAUUUGGCUUGUUGGAAAAUGAGUAAGAAUUUGGAUGAAUUUAUAGGGUAUAUAGGUUGAUCAUCACUUCAAAUUUGGUGAUGUUGGUAAGAAACAAAAUGAGUAGUGGGAAUUAACAAUGUUUUGGGUUCCGCCCUUGAAACAUCCAAUAGACUUGAUUCUUUGUAUGAUAAUGCUUUUGAACUAUUUAUAAAAAUUUGUUGAAGAAAAUAUUCUACUUUCCAAGCACAGGUUUGAUCA